Xyrichtys novacula (pearly razorfish) is the source of this 11607-nucleotide messenger RNA. Lineage: Eukaryota; Metazoa; Chordata; Actinopteri; Labriformes; Labridae. The record is from the annotation of a GenBank genome assembly.
GCCCUCCACUGGCUGCGGGGGAAGCAGCGUGAACUUGAACGCAGCCUUCACUGCUGCUCAGUGCGAGUCCAGGCAGAGGCCAGCAGAGCAGACAGCCUUAUCACUCCGUCCCCGUCACUCGGGUUUUCGGUCAACUUAUCGGUAAAGGAGCAGCCGGUUGCGUGUGCGUGUGCAGGGGGGGUUCAUUUAUUUAUCCAGCCUGUUUGCUGUUUGGGACCCGGAGAGGGGCUACCAACACGCGGACCGCACGACGCGAUGUCCAGGCGCAAACUUGGAAGCAGACCGCAGCACCUGAGUGUGAUUCAAGGUAGGUGUGGGCACGAGGUGUGGACGUGUUGUGUUGACGGUGUGGGUGAACUUACACAUUUCAAGUCAUUAUUCCUCAUUGUGUGUCUGUUUGGUGCCUGCUUUUUGGACGCGCGCUGGCACCGGUCACCAAAGAUGAGUGUUAUUUACAUUUUGGAGAAACACCUAAAAAUACGAUUCAAGUUUCUCUCCGCAUGACCUGACCUCAGUCAAGUUGAUAUGGAUGCGUUUAAUUGGCCAGGCGGGCUUUAGAGUUAAAUAUUUGAAUAAGGGAUGAUAAUUUUCUUGUCAUGUUUGUCCUGAUGUAUUGCUGCGCUCAUAGAGGACGGACCGGUUUACUGGCACGCUGUUUUCACAGGCUACAGGUCCGAACAUGAUGAUUAAUAUAUCCAGGUUAGACUCUGAUCAAGUUUCUCUGCUGGGCUCUGGACACUUUUACACUUUUACUCUUUUACUCUGGUCAAACUUGCUUAAUCCCUUAACUCUUAGUUAUUUUGUGUUAUGGACAAUUAGACCUGAACUCUAUCCUCAAUUGAAUAAAGUGAGAAAUUUAAUAUUUUACAUUUCUGGCUCUUCAAACUCUCCUUGUUGACCUCACUGUUUUCACAGGCUACAGGUUCAAACAUGAUAAUUAAUAUAUCCAGGUUAGACUGAUCAAGUUUGUUGGGCUCUGGACACUUUCACACUUUUACUCUGGUCUAACUUGCUUAAUGCCUUGACUCUUAGUUAUUUUGUGUUAUGGACAAUCAGACCUGAACACUAUCCUCAAUUGAAUAAAGUAAGAAAUUUAAUAUUUUACAUUUCUAGCUCUUUAAAACAUAAAGUAAAAAAAAGCUGAUGUGUGAAAAGGAGAGAGAAACUUGACCGUCAUUUAUGUUUUACAGUUCUUAGUGGGGACCAGUGGUGCGUGUCUGCUGUGACCACAGGCCCUGACUCAACCGUGUACUCUGUGUGUGUGUGUGUGUGUGUGUGUGUGUGUGUGUGUGUGUGUGACCGCGCCUUGCAAGUCUGCACAAACAGCGCGGCCCUGAAACAGGAAAGGUGACAUUUUUUCAGAAACAACUGGCGAGAUCCGACUUCAGACUGUACUGUCUGUACCUGUCCUGCUGUGUCGGCCUCAUGUAGGAAAGUCCAGGCAGCUGGAUCAGAUCAGGCAUCAAGGUGUGCCCAUGACCGAGUUGAGCAAUAGCCUACUGACCCUCCUUCUUUCCUCCCCUCCCUUUACCUGGGAGACUGUUGAGAAAUGAGGUUUUUAAAAGUUGUGUCCACUUCCCUAACGUGUUUACAGACUUCUGUGCAUUUGAAAGAACUCUGCAUCAGCUGCAGACUGAAAACACACACUCACACAGACACACACACACACACACACAGGCUGCUGUUAUCUAGAACACCUUCAGUCUUCUUUUUUUUCUUCUUUUACUGCAAUCCACUUCCUGUUGAGAAACUCCCGCUGCCUGUGGCUGGACGAGCAAGUUGCUGUGAGUGAAAGGUGAAAUCCUCUGUCCAAAUGUUAAAGUUAUAAAUCACUCAUUUCACCUGUCAGCACAUGGCAGUUGCAGCGUUGACGAGAGGUAAAUGUUUCUGCUGAUGUGGACUGUUGGAGGCCUCAGCGUGAGCGUGCAGACCUGUUCUGGGUCGGUUAAAGGAAGUGGUCAGUAAUGGUUGAGCAGAUUGGCCUCAUUGCUUUAGAGCUCACAACUGAAACUAGCACUUUCAAUCAACACGCCUGUUUGUUGUUCCACUUACUGAGGUCUAACUGUUCUUGCUGCAGCACAUGCAGUGUGAGAGAGGGGAUGGUCAUCGGUCCCCAAAGCAGAAGCAGAAAGACAGAGGCGACCGGCACAUCACGGUGACAGAAAGUGUGACAGUUGAUGUCAGACUCGGUUUUGAAGUUGAUUUCUCUGAAUGUGUUUUGGAAAUGUGACUAAAAGGUUGAGUCAAAGUGAUACCAGCCUCAAGAAGAUGAGCUGUCAGAGAAAACCAAAUCAGAAAAUGACCUGAACGGCGACACAAUCAGUCAACUCGGCUACAUAAAUGAAAUGACUUCAACCCACAGACUGAAGAAACAAACACUGGACUGUACAGAUUUAGGGGGGUGUUUUGUUUUCACUUUUUGUUCAUAUACAGAAGAUUUCCUCAAUAAAAAUAGACAUUUUAUGGAUUAGAGUUAAAGGCGACAUAUUUUAACGUCUCUCCUUGUUUUGGGCUUAUUUAAAAUACAAAUAAUUACAUUUACUAUCAAAGACGAAGAAGCUUCAGUGCUCAUUGAUUAAUUUUAAGCCCUUUCUCUGCCCUUCACCAUCCGUAACCCACUCUUUCUUCCAAGUUUACUCGUCUAUCUACUCUCACCUUUUAAAACUGGCAAUUAAAAGUCUCAUCAAUAAUCUUAAAAUAAGACGAAAAACUUAAGUAACAGUUUAAAAGCUGAUUGGAACAAGUCCGGUUUCUCCAUGCUCACUGAUUAAUCUUUGCUGCUUCAUGAAAAACAUUUUUGUGUUUCUAUUUUCAACACUUGCACACUCACAGUUAAUACUCAGUUAGAGAUGGGAAUCGAGAAUCGGUUCUUGUUGAGAACCGUUUACAUUUUAUCUUAACGAUUCCCUUCUUCCGAAUCUUCUGAUUCCUACAAUGCAUGAACAACGUCCUCUUUUACCGAACAUGUCCUCUUUUGGGGGGCUUUCCAGCCUUGUCUGGGGGAGUUGAUGCUAUUGAUAUUAUCAUGAAUGAUGAUGAUAGUGAUGGUACUGAAAACAACAUUUUUAUCGCUAUCGUUAUUGUCAGUGUCACUUAGUCUGCUCUUCUUCUUCGUCAUCGUCUGUUUGUUCCCUUAUUUGUUUGGUUUUUCCUCUGUGUUGUUGUGAAGCAGUCUGGAUCGAUUUUGUUCUGUGUAAAGUUCUCUAUAAAUAAAGUUGAGUUGAGUUGAUAAAAUCCUUUAAAUGUCAGGGUUUUGUAGGAAGUUUUUACUUUGUGUAGCGUGGACUAACUGAGUUUGAAGCACGUAAAAAACACUUGACCCGACCCGAAAAACCCUCAAAAUUUUGCCCAUGACUACAUAGUAGUGUCCUCUUUUUGGGGAUCCAGAAUGUGGUCACCCUAAUUUGACUUAAUACCAACCGAAGUAAAUGCCGUACAAAUAGUUUGUGGUUUGAUUAUUUGUAGACUCUCACUGAAGGUGGCGUACAUCUUUUUCUGUCAUCAGAGACUCAGUAAAAUUUUGAGUUAACAGUAAAAACUUUUAGUCUUCCUUUUUUCAGAUCGAAGAAAAGCAUUGAUAAGGGAAUCGUUAAAGACUUCGAUUGAUAAGCAGAAUCAAUAAUGACAUCGAUAUCAUUAAAAUCUUAUCAAUUCCUAUCUCUAUACUCAGUUCACUGAUCUUGUUUUCACAUCUUUCUUCUUGUUUAACUUGUUUGAUCUCAAAUUUUGUUUCCCCAGAUGUCACCAACAUGGCGGAUGGCACCAGCCCCUCAGACGACCAGCCUCUUCCUCCUCCUCCUCCUCCUCCUCCUGCGCAGGUCAGAUCCCCAGAAGAUGGCCGUGACCUCCUGACCUGCGGGCAGUGCAGCCGGGCGUUCCCCCUCGCCCACAUCCUCGCCUUCAUCCAGCACAAACAGGGGGGCUGCCGAUCCGCUAAUCACGCCCCAAACACCAACGCCACGCCCCCCUCACCUGCCAACCGUACGCAGCAGCGCGUCACCAACGCGGACCUGGGACCGGGCUUCAUCGAGCUGAGGAGAGGGGCGUCCAGAGAGCGAGGCUGGGGGGAGGAGCUCAGCAUGAGAGUGAAGGCAGAGCCCGGCAGAGCAGGUAAAGAAGGAGGGGGCAAAGAUGGCAGGUUGCUAAUUAGUGACUCUGUUUUUCUUUUUCAUUUUUUUUCCUUAAACUUCCCCCCCUCCUCAUUUAACAACUGGUCCCCUCCCUCCCUCCCUCCCUCCCUCCCUCUCGAGUCCAGCUCAUUAGAUAGCCGUUGCCAUUAGCAGACCUGCAUGAGUUAGUGACGCGCUGGCUAAUUGUGAGGAAACGAUAGGCGUCAGGAGCGUUCGAAGGGCACUCGAGGGUCCCCGAGGGCUCAAACACUGAGCAACUGAGCUCCAGAGAAGCGUCCCAUCUCCCUGACUGUCAGUCUCUGAGGUGGAGCGGACAGGUAAACAUGUUUCUCUGUUUCCAGCCUCGUCCUGGACAACUGAGACUCAAAGUGGAGCUCUCUAAAAACACCACAGCUCGGAGCAGCACCGUGUGAGUGAUCACGGCCUCUCCUCCUCCUCCAAAGAGCUUCGAUGGCUGUUGUUUGGCACGUCAGUAUGAGACGGUCAGAGAGGUGGAUGUGUGCGGCUGUUUCGUGCAGCGCUGUCAUGACACCGUAAUGGAGAACGUUGCAUCAUGUGCAGCUCCUCCGCCAUCUCCCACAUGUUCUGCCCCGGGCCGAGCCACCUGAGCUCCUGGGAAUCUGCUCCUUCUUCAUCAGUAUUUUCAUCAUCUCUUUCACCUUCUUCUUCUUCUCCUUGUUGUCAUAUUUUCCACGUCUUAAGUCGGUUCAAAAUUAGCACUGGGUUUUUUCCUGAUUGGCUUUUCUCGUUUUUUUUCUAAGAAUUGAGGUUUCGUGUUCAGUGGCCGCAACGCUUUUGUGAUGGCGGAGAGUUUCCUGCAAAUCUCACGCUGUAUCGAAAUGACCAGCGUGCUUGCAGAUGGAGGCGGCAUCGUCCUCCACGCUUAUAGUCAGCAUGAGUGCUCCUUUGCAUAUUUUGAAACCCUCCCAUGUCAUGUACACACACGUUCGCAGUUCCUUCCUCUAUGUAACGCUCAGGGGACUGGCACAUGCAUCGUUUCCGUUGGUCCACAACCUCUUUUCUGUUUUUCUUCUCUGCUCUCGGUCUUUUUUCUUUUCUCUCUCUUUCAGUCAAGAGGGCACAUGAGUUUGGUAAUUCGGUGUCUACUGGAUUAUACACAAAACAGAAAACAUGUGCGAGAGGGCAAAGAGGGAGAGAGAGCGAGUGAAUAAUGUAAGAGUGGAUAAGUUUGGAUUAAAGUUUUAUUAGCAAAUGUGGGCUGCAUUAUUGUAGGUUUAACUCAGCUUUUUAUAGUUUUUAUGUUUUAUGUGACAAAGUUUUUUUUUAAGUGUGGUAGAAAGCAAAGGACAGUUUGUUCUAAUGGGGCAUCCAGCUGCCUUGUGGGUAAUAAUUAGUCUUGUUUGACUUGUUUUGUGGGAGGGAAACCGAGCAUCUGAACCUUCAGAGAUGACUGAAAGUGAAAGAGCGGUUAUCCCACAACAGACAGGCCCUGCCUCAGUUUCUGUAUUCGAGGACGGAUGAGAGAGAAAAAAAAGGGGUAGGAAAAGGGAGCGGGGUGGAUUACUGAAGAGCCGCGUGCAUCUGUCUCAUUCCUUUUUAUUUAUUCUCCUUGUUUGUUUUUUUUUCUCCUCAUCUCUGACACCACCCCCUCCUCCUCCUCCUCAUGCUUAUUUCUUCCCCCCAUCUUCAACACACUUUCGCUUUGCCCUCUUUCAAUUUCUCACCCCCUCUCCCUCCCCUCCAUCCUCCUCCUCCUCCUCGUCCUCCUCUCUUUUCUCCUCCCUCUGCCUCCCAAGGGAAAAGAGAUUCUGCCUGCUGCUCGUUAGUGCUCCCAGCCAAUCUGCAUUUUUAAUUAGUAGUUAUUGCUUCUGCUUAAUAUUCAAGUGCUACCCCGGGCCAAAUGGGAAUCCUUACAAAAAAAAAGAAGCGAGGAGUGAGAGAAGGAGAGAGAAACCGGCUGGGUAUUGUGUUUCACUCCAGGACCCCGAGACAAAAGCCCCCCCUCAGGGAAAGAUUUGGAAGGUUUUUCGGGGGUGGUAGGGGUGAGGAAGAGGAGCCGAGGUUGGAGGAUGGGUCUCAAGUACAAUCCAAAGGGGGUGACAUAUUUUCGUGGUGUCUCCUGGCCCCCCGCACUACAUUAUAAUCUUUUUAUCUCAUUUUCUUUUUAUCUCCUGAGCCCUGACCUACCUAUCUCUCUCUCCUUCUCCUUCUCUCUCUCUCUCUUCACCCUAUUUUUAAAAGAAGUAUCUCAACUUCUCCUGGGUUUCUCUCCUCGGGCUAGGUUAAAGGACAUGAACAGCGCAGCUCCUCUCGUCUCCAGACAGAGAAAAGAGGGAGGGUACGAGCGCGAAAGAGAAAAAGGGAAAGAAACAGUUGCUCUCUUUUUCAUCUCCACUCUCCUCCUUUUUCCCCCCUCCAGUAAAAUACAGAAGGAUUUGACUUGAGGAAACAUGAAAGAGGCUUAUACUAGAGUCGGCUUUGAACCUCUCCAAAAAAAGAAGGAGAGAGGGAAAAAAGAACUGUUUCCCCCUCAAUUUGGGGAUCUUCUCUCCAGUUUUGAUUUAUGCAGAAAGGCCUCAUUUGUCAAGCAGGCUGAGUCAGUGCCUGAUUUGCAUAAAGCGUUCGUUUGCUACGUUCUGCUAAUUAGCAAUUUGCAGCUUAAUUGGAGAGAGGCUCUCGGUUAGAAGACAAAGCUAUCCACACAUGAAAAUAUCUCCAGAUGUAACUCUGUGUCGGCCUUUCAGCUUCCGGAGACCCAUUUUCUCACUUUGCUUCAGGUCAAACUUUUCUCUAAUACUGUACCUCUCAUCUUCACUGAGUUCCUUUUCUUACCUUAUUUAUAUUUAGGUAAACAUGAAUCACUCUGUGGUACCUCUGAGGCUAAUUUUACCAUCACUAUGUUUCAGCCCUAAAGUUGCUAUAAUCAAUAUAUUUAGGUCAACAAAAGAAGUGGCUGGUUUGUAGUCUGUGCCGUGUGUGAAACCACAGAUUACGAACACUCAAGCCCCUACUUUUUUAACCUGUUUUUGAUUUCGAAACCACAAGUCUCCUUGAGUUUGCUUUAAAGCUAAGGGUCGAAAAUAAAAGACACACUGAAGAUCAAACAGAGUCAGCAGCUAAAGAUAGGCCCUAAAAAUAAAACACUGUUUUGACUAAUCCUCGAUAGCGCCAAAGUUUGACCCCCAAAACUGAAACACAUCAGUAUUUUACAUUGCACUGUACAUGUUUUAAUCACACAUGUCCUUCUUCAGGGAAUUUAAAAUGUAUUUUUAAAUCCAGUUGGUUUUUGUCAGUGUUUAGAUAACAUCAUUUAAAGGGAUAUUCCGGUGUAAAAUUAAGCUAGGGUCAAACACACAGAGUUAGACACCCAUCGAGAGAUGAAUGUUGCCCAUCGCUGCUUCUCAACUUAAGUAACGACAGCAGAUGUCAAUACAGAGAGCCAUGAGCUCAACCAAAACGCCACUUUAUAGCCACAAAUAAUGCUCAGAACAGCACCUAACUUCAUCAACAGUACAUAUAGGGUCCCAGCCAUAGUACUAGUCACCAAACAUCAUUUUAACUUUGCUCAAUUUCUUUAGCAAAGAGACUAAACACAACUCACCCACUCUCUUCCAGCAGCCGCUUGUUUGUAGUGAGACCUCAGGCUAGUUCAUUACGGACUGCAGUGGGGUGACGCAGCUCAAGGAAGAACAUUUAUGAUCAUUUCUCCAUGGAAAUGCAAUUAGACUGAGACACUAAGGCAGAAGAACUACAGCUGCGUCACCCCGCUGCAGUCGAUGGACUCGCCUGGUCCAUUUUCAGCUCUAUUUUCAGUCUGUUUGUUUCUAUAUAAAGAACAGAUAAACUGUUUGUUCUUAUAAGAGUUGCUCUGUUAGUCGAUUUGACCAAAGUUUUUGUAAAUUAUAUUUUGUUUUCUGACCUCAUUUCCUCCAUCUUUGUUUUCUAGUGCCAGACGAGCCCUCUUACUUCACCUGUCAGCAGUGUGACGGAGUAUUUCCCUCAGCCUGGUCACUCCUGCAGCACGCUCAGCACACACACUCCUUCAGCAUCUACCAGGAAGACCAAGAGGAGGACACAGUGACGAGAAGAGGAGGAGGAAGAAGAGGACUUAAGGAGCAUAAGCCUGCUGCAGCCACUCUGGACCCUCGCCACCUAAGCCAGGCCCUUGCCUCCGCCUUUCAGCCUUCAGCCCUGCGCCUCAGCCGCUCACGGCAGAUGCAAACCACCUCCACUUCUUCUUCUUCCAGUAAUCUCCAGGCUCUGAACUUUUCGGUGCGGCUCAGGAAGCUUGCUGAGGGGAACAACACCACCACCUGCAGCUCGCCUGGAGGCCUGGUGCUGUCUCCAUCCUCCUCUCCACCUGCAGCCUCUCCCUUUCCUCAGACUAGUUCCCUCCAGGCUGAGUACCAAUGUGAGCUGUGUGACCAGAACUUCCACUCCAUGUCUGCUCUCUCCGCCCACCGCCGGACUCACACCUGCGAUCGCCCGUAUCACUGCGGGGUAUGUGGGCAAGCUUUCGGUCAGAGUGGCCAGCUAGCUCGUCACAUACGGAACCAUCACAGGGAGGCAGGAGGUGGAGGAAACGGGUAUGAACCUGUGGAGGUCAUGGUGAUGGAGGAGGACGUAGGGAGGCGAGGCAGGUUUCAGAUGCAGUCAUCUGGAGUGAUGGGGAAGGUUGGAACAGACACGAGAGCUCAGGGCCCGUCUGAGCUGGACCUGACCCUGCCCAAACACCCAUCCAUCGCCUCAGGCCUGAUGGUGCUGACCUCACAGGUCAGGCCGCCAGACAGGGAGCUGCUCAGGCUGUACCAGCGCCAGAGAGAGGGCGAAGAAAGAGGGGACGAGGAAGUGGAGGGACAGGGAGAGCCCCAGCCCACCUCACCCUGUGCCAGCCCCUCUGAAGGCUCACUGGAGAGCGGAGAGACAGGGGGGAGUGGCGAGAGCGGCAUCGCGAGUGGAAACUGUACACCCAAACGUCCUGAGAUGGGUGACAGAGUACGAGGAGUUGGAGAGUGGGAGAAUGAAAGGGGUGACAUCAUGGAGAGGGAGACAGAGUGGAGCUCAGCCAAAGUGAGCGAGGCGGUUCAGGAGUGGCAGAGGGAGAACGAGCGGAGGAGUGUAGGAGGAGGAGGAGGAGGAGGAAACGUGAGCAGUACACCCACAAGUUCAGCUGGUAGGAAGAAGAAAGACGAAGCGUGCGAAUUCUGUGGUAAACAGUUCAGAAACAGCAGCAACCUGACGGUGCACCGACGCAGCCACACGGGCGAGCGACCCUACCGCUGCGGCCUCUGCAACUACGCCUGCGCUCAGAGCUCAAAGCUCACACGCCACAUGAAGACGCACGGUGCCCAGGGUGCUAAGGCCUCCUUCCUCUGCCAGCUGUGCGCCGUGCCCUUCACCGUAUACGCCACUCUGGAGAAACACCUAAAGAAAGUUCACGGCCUGAGCCACGCCAGCGUCGGCGCUUAUGCGCAGGCCAGUGCUGCCGACACGCUCGCCGCUAUAAAAGCUGAAGAAGCAGCAGCAGAAGAAGUGGUGGUGAAAAUGGAGGAGGACGAAGCCAGCCUGGAUCAAAUCGAGAUAGAGGGCAAAACGCAGAGCGAGGCAGUGAAGAGCAUGGAAGUGGAGGAGAGGCAAAGCCAAGAAGAAUAUGUGGAGAACAGCGGGAGUCCGGACAGAGUGGGUGAUCUCCCACCUGAGAGCAAAGCAGAAGUGAGCUUAGCUUUGAGUUCUGUGCCCUGAGAGCCGCUCUGCCGCUUUACUGACUGACAGAAAAUAGCACUGUACAGGAUUUAAGUCACCCACUCAUUGAAAAAAGAAGUCGUACCAUCAUUGAACUGACAGCAACGUCACACUGGAAUCAAAGAAGAAGAAGCUGCAGCAGAGUGGAGAGCAGCAGGCAGUCCUCCUCGUCCUCCCAUUUCCCCCUGCCAGCACUAAGGCACACAGCAGCCAUGUUUGUCAUGAUUGUAUGCAAAGCUGCUGGCUGACACCAAGUGCCUACAGUUUCUCUAGACCACAGAGCAAAAAAACACACAAAAAAAACACACAAAAAAAAACAAGGCCGUGACAUUCAGCAGGGAGAUUACCAGAGCUCUCAACAGGAAGUGAACCACCACAGUCCACACCGACGCAGGAAACUGAUCACCAUGUUGCAGAGCAGGAUGCAAAAGACGAGUGAUUUAUCUUUCUGGUGACCCGCUGGACAGGUGGAGACGGCAGCCAGCUGUCAGAAGAGAGAAGAUCGAAUAAAAACCAGCAAUAGAACAUCGUUCGUGUAUUUUAUAAAAGAGGUCAGACUGUGCUGGCUACUGUAGCUGGUUUUCCUUUGUUAAGACCUUUUAAAGACUACAGAUGUUUGAAGAGACGCAGGGAGUGAAAUGAAUCCAAAUACUGUCUGCCUGCAGUUUCUCACACUCCUUUUUUUAAAGGCGCUUGCUUGUCACAACACUUGUCACUUAAUGUUUACAGGGCCAGAGCCCGGCGAGGUUGUGCUCUUGACUUUGUGAAAGUACGUGUGGAGGAUUCUCUGUUCUUGCGUUUUUUUUCUUACUUUAUAAAUGUGAAUAAGGAGACUUUUAAGUCUCACCUACUGAGGGUUUUUUUUCCUGUUAGUUUCUAUGCAUAAAAAAAACUGCAAUUUUAUCUACACGUGAAACGGGUGUGUAUUAUUUUCUCUAGUUGUAUCUCUUCUUGUGAUGGUAAUUCCUCUCUUUCAUUGUUUACAUUUGUAAAGUGCCGGACUGCUUAGAGCUCGUGCAUGUUUCGCAGCCAUUUGAACCUGUUCCUGUUGUUUCUGUUUGUGUUUGAAUUACUCCUUAUUUAUGAAUGCUGCAUGUUUGUGGUAGUGAAACUGAAAAAGUCUGUUCCACUGAAAAAACUACAGGGUCCUUUUGGUCAAGUUUUGUGGAUGGCUGCCACGUGAGCACUUGGGUGAGUGAGUCUUUUGAGUUUUUGUGCGAUUGUUUUUGUGUACAUACUGGGAAAAACUUUCCUCAGGAGACACCUCUUACGUGCGACGCUCUGCCCUGUGAUGUGUGCUCGCGGCAUGAAUCAGCUGAUAGCAAUCGCAGCGUCAUUGCCUCUGAUGUUUUCAUCUGUGAUUUACGCUGAAAAAUGCACACUUAGCAGGAGGACGUCUGAUCUUUUAACACGCCACAGGACAAAGCUGUCGAGAAGAGGGCCCUCAGCUUUUUUUUACGACCACUGUGAUGAAUUUGUGUUACAAUUUCUUGCAUUCACGUCAGGGAAAACUUCUCCUGUGGAUGCUGCGUACUGAAUGAGUGUGAAAGAGUGCAGCGUAACUGUUCAGGGAUAAUAUUUGUACAUAGAUUCUUGCUAUUGCUAUCCAUGUUGCUGUUAUUAUUGUUAUAAUUAAUAUAAUUGCCUCCACCUUUCCUAGCAUCGUCUCCUUCAUGCUAAACACUGGCUAUUGUGAAGCUGUACCGCUCUGCUGUCUUUGUAAACUUGACACCAUUUUGUAAUUGAGGAGCCUCAAUAAAGAAUUGAGGUGAGA